Pyrenophora tritici-repentis Pt-1C-BFP is the source of this 2680-nucleotide messenger RNA. The record is from RefSeq and is a predicted model, not a curated record. NCBI's taxonomy places the organism in Eukaryota, Fungi, Ascomycota, Dothideomycetes, Pleosporales, Pleosporaceae.
GUCGCUCCUGCUGCGCGCAUACGCGAUACCCACGCCAUGCCCUCUCCGCCGCUCGCCGACACCCAGGCGCUCGAUUCAUCGCACGGCGCGUCCACAAACGGCAUCAGCGGUGAAGGUGCUGUCCAGCCCGCAAACGCUCCGACCAGCCUCAAUGGAUCCGACACCGCGUCCGCCGAAAACAACGCGAUUCGGGACGGAAAACAAAAGGCAAAGGCCGUCAUGGUCGCCUCUGGCCUGAACCUCGCUGGCGCGCAGUCCGACACAGCAUCGCCAGCGCAUCCCGAAGCCAUCAAUGGCGCGUCGCCCAGUCGAAAGCGAUCGCGUUCGGGCACCCGCAAAUCCUCCCACUCGCCCUCCCAAGAGGGCGCGGCGCGACCCACGGCCUCGCAGACCCAUUUGCUCAACCGCUACAUUGCGCGCGACUUGUUGGACAGUGUGAACAAGUACGAGCGCAACAAGCACUCGGAAAAGGUCUACGGCGAAUUGAACGACCUGCGCCACUUUUAUCGCGAUGAAGUAUAUCCCGUCCGACGCCAAAACCCCGGCGCAAUCUUUGGCUAUGGCUAUGCCGGUUACGGCAACGGUCUGACUGAUAUCCCUCCGGAUCCUAGAGACCCCCGAGCCAUGCCGCAAACGAAGCUUCUGUAUCCUGAACAUGCCAAGCGCGCUGGCCGUCGUCUCGCUCCCCAAUUGAAGGUUUCGAAAGAGAAGGGGCUUCAGCAAGCAGAGCAGAUUGAGGAGCUUGUGCCCAUAAGACUCGACAUUGAACUGGACCGACUUAAGCUCCGUGAUACCUUUACUUGGAACCUACAUGACCGCGUUACCAACCCUGUCUUGUCCAGGACUACUACCCCCCACGCCUUCUUCGACGACGAGCCCUUGGAUCCUCACCAGCCAUACUCGGCGUACAAGAACGAUGAGAUGCGCAUACUAAUCAAGCUGAACAUCACCAUUGGUCAACAUACACUUGUGGAUCAAUUUGAGUGGGAAAUCAACAACCCGCUCAAUGCGCCUGAGGACUUUGCAAGACAAAUGGCUGCUGAUCUGUCCCUAUCUGGCGAAUUCACAACAGCUAUUGCACACUCUAUAAGAGAGCAGUGCCAAAUGUUCACCAAGAGUCUCUACAUCACAGGCCACCCCUUUGAUGGACGACCAGUCGAGGACACGGAUAUCCAGGACAACUUCCUGGCCUCUCCACUUCCCACCGUAUUCCGCCCUAUGCAGUCUACGAAGGACUACCAGCCAUACCUAUACGAGCUCAGCAACGCCGACCUGGAACGCGCCGAACUGUCAAUCAUGCGUGAACAGCGACGACAGAAGCGCUCAGUCAAUCGACGUGGUGGGCCUGCCCUACCAGACCUCAAAGACCGCCAACGGACUGUGCGCACAUUGGUGGUUUCUUCAGUUCUACCUGGCGCUGCAGAGAGCAUCGAGGACAGCCAGCUGUUCAAAGCGACUCGGAAAGUACGAGAAGGCCGUCGCCGCGGCGCUGAGGGUAGUUCGGACGAGUCUGACAGUGAUGAUUCUGUCAUGGAAUCUCCUGCGCCGGCGCAGCUGACCGGAGGUACUGCUCGGACUCGUGGUAUGCGUGGAGCUGCUACUGCGGCUCAGGCUGCGAUGCGUUCAGCCAUUGGACGAUCAGCAACCCCAGAGGUCUCUACACUUCAGACUCACCAUGAGCCGCGUGCGUCAAGAUCACUACGGUACGAAGCACGGGAGGAGAGCGUUACCGAGCCUACCACAUUCAUUGUCAAACUUCGCAUAUCAUCUGCGAAGCUGCGAGAGUUUCAAAGAAAUCCAAAAGCCUUCGCAAAGUCUGCUUCAACGCCCAUGAUGGCACCCUCGCAAACUCCAGCGCGAAGCACACCUACUGCCAACUCGAUGCCUCCACCGCCAUCACCAGCUAUGCCUCCUCGUUCCACCCCAGCCGCGGCGUCCGAAGCGUCGCCGCGGCCACCAACUACGCCCACCCCGACAGCAUCGAAUAAACAAUUACAAUACAAGCCGGAUGGAUCUAUGGAGGCGGCUUGGCCAGCGCCUCCGGUUGCACAGCACCCUCCCCCGCCUCCAUGGCUCCAACAAGGGCUGCAGGAACUGCGUGAUCGCAAUCCUGGAGAGCUCUUCGAAUCGACCAUGCGUUAUGCCGUCAUGAAUGAGCAAUACGAGGAUCCGAAGACCGGCGUCAUUUCCUCCAAACCAGUCAAGAUUGACACAAUAGCUCCGAACGCACCACUCCCUGCGAACUACAAGGCAUAUUUCCUGCCACGGAUUCGAUGCAUGGACUGCCCUGGAAAACUAUAUAACGCGGGACCUGAACAGACAGUCAACAAUUUUGAACUGCAUUUGAAGAACCGGAUACACAUGGAAAAUGUUCGUAAACGAACGGGUCAGCCUAUGCAAGGCUAGCACCAGCCUGGCCUGACUUGGAAGUAGGAAAUAACUGUUUGGGAAGCAUAGCGGGUACUUUCUUUGUCAUACAUUCCAGCGCAUUCCAGGGUUUAGACGCCCUUGUACAAACAGCAGAUGGGAUUGGGGAGCAUGUGGAGUUGCGCAUACUGUACGAUCAACGUGCUGGGACAUUGGCGUUCUCAUUUGCCGGCAACACUUUGGAAAUUUAUAGCCCCCAUCUUGGAUCAUGAAGUCGAACAAUGGGAACAAAUGCAAUCUUAGAUAUUUUUUC